Messenger RNA from Babesia microti strain RI, 693 nucleotides. RefSeq names its product rRNA-processing protein UTP23 homolog. The coding region runs from base 1 to 693 and encodes 230 amino acids. Gene Ontology annotation, cellular component: nucleolus; small-subunit processome. Gene Ontology annotation, molecular function: small ribosomal subunit rRNA binding. Lineage: Eukaryota; Apicomplexa; Aconoidasida; Piroplasmida; Babesiidae. The transcript has 5 exons. The record is from RefSeq and is a predicted model, not a curated record.
AUGAAGAUAUCUAGGAAAAAACGUUGUAAAAAAUCAAUUUCAAUUUACAAACACUUGUUUAACAUCAAGCCUCCUUACAAGGUUUUAGUUGACCGAUCAUUGACUUCUGAUGCCCUGGAUAAUAAAAUAUAUCUUAAGGAACAAAUACCAAUUUUGUUAAAUGACAAAUCCUAUUUAUAUUCUACUCGGUGCGUUCUGAAUGGUUUGCAACAGAAAAAUCAACAAAAUCUUGUAUCAUCCGCCAUUCGUAGAUAUAGAAUGCAUAAAUGUAACCAUGAUGAUACCCAUAUCACUCCCAAUGAUUGCAUACUAAGCACUAUUGGCAAUGGAAAUUCCGAAGGGUUUAUUGUUGCCACUAAUGACCAAAGACUAAUUAUAAAAUUGAGGCAAAGGGGCGUACCUGUUAUUAGGCUUGUGAAAAAUGUAUUGGUUUUAGACAAGCCUUCAAGAUAUAUACUAUCGCAAAAGACGCAUGUUGACAGGCUCAAAUUGCUUAAUGAAGUAAAACAACAAUCUAUGGAAAUUAAGGUUAAGAAAAGGAAGAAAAAAGAACCAAAUCCACUUAGUUGUUUGAAAAAAAAGAAGAAAACUGUUUCGAAAAUUAAAAAAGUUAGUAGCGAUGGGGGGGGUAAACGAAGAAGAUUCAAAAAAAUAAAAUUAAACACUGAAGAUAGCUUUAAAUCAACUAUGUAA